ACCUAAGACCAACUUUUCCCCACUGCCACUGUCUGCUAUUCAUUCGCCCAUCUUUCUGUACUGCAUUCCUGCUAUCCAUAAACAACAAAUGGCUGCUGCAGCGACCAUUACCAAGGCCUCAAAGGCCAAAACCACCACGAAGGCUAAGACUCCUACGAAGAAGGCAGCCGCCUCCAAGUCCAAGCUCGCUGCCUCUACUUCUAAAGACGAGGCUAACCCACCUGGUCAUCCUUCUUGGAAAGAGAUCAUCAAGGAAUGCAUCGCUGCACAUUCUAAGGAAUCUCGAUCAGGAGUGUCCCGUCCCACUAUUAAGAAGUUCGCCGAGGAGACAUACAAUAUUGAGAUGACUGGACAACAAUUGUCUCAGCUCCGUCGUGCUAUCGCCAAGGGUGAGGAAGAAGGCAUUUUCGCCUUGCCCAAGGGACCCUCUGGCAAAGUGAAGCUUGCACCUAAGAACAAACCUUUGACAUCUAAGGAGAAUGCCUAUCCUGAAGAGGAAGUCAAGAAGUCAGCUAAGGAAGAGGUUCCUGUCCCGAAGAAGAAGCCAGUCUCUAAGGCUGCUGCAAAGCCGGCCCCCAAGAAAUCUGAGGCUGCUCCGAAGAAGAAGGCCCCCUCCAAGCCGAAGGCAGAGGCCAAACCGAAGAAGACUACAUCUGCUAAGACCGAGAAGAAGAAGACUGCUGCAAAGGCUGCCGUGACCAAAGCUGCAAAGACCAAGGCCACUAAGGCUAAGGCAGCGCCAAAGCCGAAGCCAGCCUCGAAGAAGGCUGUUGCUGCAGAUGCAGAUACCGAUGCUUGAGUUUCUUUCCUUACGUGCCUUUCGGACUUGUCUGGGUUUCUCGAGGUUUCUGCUUCCGUCUACUAGUUUACUUAUUCUCCGCUUGUGUUGUUGGUCCAUAAGAUGUAUUUCUAUCUAUCGUACUGUACAAUUUGAUGAUUUGCCUUGCUCGC
Molecule: messenger RNA, 951 nt
Organism: Somion occarium
Lineage: Eukaryota; Fungi; Basidiomycota; Agaricomycetes; Polyporales; Cerrenaceae
Source: the annotation of a GenBank genome assembly